CUCUAUCCAAGCAGAGCAUUUUCACAGUAUCAAGUCGGUUUCGACAGUCCUUCCUUUUUUUUUCACUUUUUUCAAGUUUAUACAGAAGCUAUUGACUAGCUUCAUCACAUUCCUUCAAUCACAUACACUCCUUGCAGAGCACACAAUCAUUAGCAUUUGUCCUACUCAUCAACCAAUUUCUACUUACAAUACCUUUCUACCAAGAUGCGUUUCACUCAGUUCUUCAACUACCUUGCUGUCGGCUCCCUUGCCGGCAUCGCCGCCGCCGCUCCGUUGGGAACUCGGACCCUGGAGGUCGAGGAGGGAGAGCAGUUGGCCUCCCGUUCCACCAACGCAGUGGUGAGCGUCAGCGCAUUGGCUGUCACUAGUAUCAACGACAGUGUUGGCAAGAGCUCCGGCUCGAACUCUUACACCAUGUACACCGGCGAUGGUUCGACGGCUGAUGGAUGGCCCGCCAAGUCCGACUGGCUUUCCUUCGAUGCGAUGUGGGAGGCCAACGAGGAUGCUGUCAUUGCCAAUUCCUGCAGCAACAAUGGCUGGGGCCAGGACAACUCAGCAACCGAGACCGCAAACAUUAAGAGUGCCAUUGAGAAGGUCGCUGAGGAGUCCAUGGUCGACCAUCGCUUCAUUCUGGCCGUGGUUCUGCAGGAAUCCAAGGGCUGUGUCCGGGUCCCGACUACCGCCAACAGUGUAAGCAACCCUGGCCUCAUGCAGAGUUACGAGGGUACGGGUACUUGCUAUGGGAAGAGCACCUGCUCCGACUCGGAGAUCGUCCAGAUGAUCCGCGAUGGAGCUAUUGGAACUUCCGCCAGUGGUGGUUAUGGCCUCGCUUCUUACCUGGACUUGGCCGAUCGGACUGGUGUUGCGGCCUACUACCGUGCCGCCAGACUUUACAACUCUGGUGUAAACUCCCUCCAGUCGACCACCAACCUUGAUCUUGCCUCCGGUGCCACUUCUUGCUACGCCUCUGAUAUCGCCAACCGUCUCACUGGCUGGACGACGGCGACCUCCAAGUGCUCUAGCUCCGAUCCACUUUCCUCGGGUCGGCAGUCGCCGGCCGCCGAGCAAACCACAACAACUUCAUACUUCAGUUACUGUCGAACUUGGCACUUUUACCAUGUGCAUGGUUACAUUCCUGCUCUUUCGACAAGCCGUGGCGAUGGCUAUCGAAGUACUACCCAGCCAGGUACAGACCUGUCAGACUGGAAGUGCUUGGCGGACGUCACUAUGUGGAAGUGCACCUUACUAGAAUGUGUUGCCAGCAUGAUGUACACGUUCAUGUUGACAUGGGUGGCGAUUGCACCAGCAUCCAGAGAUCGAGACGAUAUCAGUAACCUCUCCCACCUCAGCAUGGACAACUACAAUUGGGCUCGCUUCUUACCUGCGAGUAUCGUCAAUGUGUGCCUCCUCCCUUUGAUCAUCUCUACUUUUGCGCGCUCGACUGGCGGCUAUGUCAAUCCGACUAUUACAUUGGCUGCGUACUUUCUUCGCCGAGUGUCCUUAUCACGGGCUGCUAUGUACAUUGGGGGGCAGAUCAUUGGAAGUGCAUUGGCAGUGUGGGCUGUGCAUGAAGCAUAUGGUAGCACAGGGCUAAAUAUGGGGUGUAUCAUCAAUCCUGGAGGGAUUUCGAUACGCGAUGCAUGUGUUGCUGAGAUGAUCGGCAGUUUUGCUAUAGUAGUGGCAGUCAUGUACAUUGCUGCUGGUCGCAAAACUAGAGGGUUAUUUGGAGAUGCGACGUCGCCUUGGAUGGUGGGCAUUGCCAUUGAGGCUGGGUUCUGGCUACCCAGAUUCAUAUGGCAGGAGUAUCCCCGUGCAAAUAGGGCUAGUUCACUACCUUCAAUAAUGAGCGUUGCGAUCUCUUAG
Aspergillus eucalypticola CBS 122712 is the source of this 1863-nucleotide messenger RNA. RefSeq lists its product as uncharacterized. The coding region runs from base 205 to 1863 and encodes 552 amino acids. The transcript has 8 exons. Gene Ontology annotation, molecular function: water channel activity. Gene Ontology annotation, biological process: transmembrane transport. Lineage: Eukaryota; Fungi; Ascomycota; Eurotiomycetes; Eurotiales; Aspergillaceae. Gene Ontology annotation, cellular component: plasma membrane. The record is from RefSeq and is a predicted model, not a curated record.